Molecule: messenger RNA, 3074 nt
Organism: Anguilla rostrata (American eel)
Lineage: Eukaryota; Metazoa; Chordata; Actinopteri; Anguilliformes; Anguillidae
Product: mucin-2-like
Exons: 2
Coding region: 117-2936 (939 amino acids)
Source: RefSeq, a predicted model, not a curated record
CAACAACUACAAUCCCUAAAAUAUCAACAACAAACUUCCAAACACAAACAGCAGAAACUAAAAUAUCAACCCAAGACUUAGCAGUAUCAACAACAAGUCCUGUAACCUCAGCCAGAAUGUCUUCAGCAUUGACUUCAAAAACUGCUACCUUGAGCACAGAACCUGCAACGUCAAAUAUAAGCCCAUUAACAUUGACCUCUGACUCUACCACAUCACCAUCGAUUCUUGUAACCUCAACCAAGGAAACAGCAAAGGUCACUACACAACAUGAAACAACUACAAAAUUGGGAACAUUGAAGACAAACCCCACAAGAACUUCUCAACAUGCAACAGCAACCACAAGCCUUUUACCAUUGAUGACAAAGAGUACAACAUUGAUGAUGGACUCUGCAUCAUCAAACACAAGACUUGGAACAUCAACCACAAUCACUGGAUUGCUCAGUAUCUACCAACCCACAUCGACCGAUAUCCCUCAGACAUCAACCACAAACCCUACAACACUGACCCUAAGCUCUACCACACUGGCAGAGAGCCCAACUGUAGCAGUCUCUGAUGCUAUGACAUCUGAAUCAAGUUCUGUAAAAUCAACUAAAACAACUGGAAUGUUCACAACAAGCUUUGCAACAGGAACUGCAAAUCCUGAAUCAUCGGCCACAAACCCCAUGACCACAAAGACACUACCUAAAAUAUCAACCACAGCCUCUGUAUCAUCAAUAAGAAGCCCUGUAACAUCAACGACAAAGCUUGAAACAUUGACCACAAAUUCUGCAACAUUGACUAUAAACCCUGUAACAGCAAUCUCUCCCCCAGACACAUCCAUGUUAAGUCCUGUAACAUCAUCUACAACGUCCAUGACAAAGUCUGCAACAUUGAGUACCAACACUGAAAUGGUGACCAAAAACCGUAUGUCAACAUCUCUCAAGAACACUGCUACUUUCUCUACAAACAUUGCAACAGUGACUGAAAUCCCGACAACACAGACUAGGAACCCAGCAACACUGACCCAAAGGCCGACAACACCUACCAUAAGCCAAACUGUAUUAGUCUCUGAUGACGUGACAUCCCAAUCAAGUCUUGCAACAUCAAAUAUCAAAUUUCCAUCAUCAACUACAAACUCUGAUAUAGUGACUUCAAUCCCUGAAAUAUCAACAACAAACUUCCAAACACAAACAGCAGAAACUAAAAUAUCAACCCAAGACUUAGCAGUAUCAACAACAAGUCCUGUAACCUCAGCCAGAAUGUCUUCAGCAUUGACUUCAAAAACUGCUACCUUGACCACAGAACCUGCAAUGUCAAAUAUAAGCCCUUUAACAUUGACCUCUGACUCUACCACAUCACCAUCGAUUCUUGUAACCUCAACCAAGGAAACAGCAAAGGUCACUACACAACCUGAAACAACUACAAAACAUGGAACAUUGAGGACAAACCCCACAAGAACUUCUCAACCUGCAACAGAAACCACAAGCCCUUUUCCAUUGAUGACAAAGAGUACAACAUUGAUGACGGACUCUGCAUCAUCAAACACAAGACUUGGAACAUCAACCACAAUCACUGGAUUGCUCAGUAUCUACCAACCCACAUCGACCGAUAUCCCUCAGACAUCAACCACAAACCCUACAACACUGACCCUAAGCUCUACCACACUGGCAGAGAGCCCAACUGUAGCAGUCUCUGAUGCUAUGACAUCUGAAUCAAGUUCUGUAAAAUCAACUAAAACAACUGGAAUGUUCACGACAAGCUUUGCAACAGGAACUGCAAAUCCUGAAUCAUCGGCCACAAACCCCAUGACCACAGUGACACUACCUAAAAUAUCAACCACAGCCUCUGUAUCAUCAAUAACAAGCCCUGUAACAUCAACGACAAAUUCUGCAACACUGACUAUAAACCCUGUAACACCAACCUCUCUCCCAGACACAUCCAUAUUAAGUCCUGUAACAUCAUCUACAACGUUCAUGACAAAGUCUGCAACAUUGAGUACCAACACUGAAAUGGUGACCACAAACCGUAUGUCAACAUCUCUCAAGAACACUCCUACUUUCUCUACAAACAUUGCAACAGUGACUGAAAUCCCGACAACACAGACUAGGAACCCAGCAACACUGACCCAAAGGCCGACAACACCUACCAUAAGCCAAACUGUAUUAGUCUCUGAUGACGUGACAUCCCAAUCAAGUCUUGCAACAUCAACUAUCAAAUUUCCAUCAUCAACUACAAACUCUGAUAUAGUGACUUCAAUCCCUGAAAUAUCAACAACAAACUUCCAAACGCAAACAGCAGAAACUAAAAUAUCAACCCGAGACUUAGCAGUAUCAACAAGUCCUGUAACCUCAGCCAGAAUGUCUUCAGCAUUAAUCACAAACACUGCUACCUUGAGCACAGAACCUGCAACGUCAAAUAUAAGCCCUUUAACAUUGACCUCUGACUCUACCACAUCACCGUCGAUUCUUGUAACCUCAACUAAGGAAACAGCAAAGGUCACUACACAACCUGAAACAACUACAAAACAUGGAACAUUGAGGACAAACCCCACAAGAACUUCUCAACCUGCAACAGAAACCACAAGCCCUUUUCCAUUGAUGACAAAGAGUACAACAUUGAUGACGGACUCUGCAUCAUCAAACACAAGACUUGGAACAUCAACCACAAUCACUGGAUUGCUCAGUAUCUACCAACCCACAUCGACCGAUAUCCCUCAGACAUCAACCACAAACCCUACAACACUGACCCUAAGCUCUACCACACUGGCAGAGAGCCCAACUGUAGCAGUCUCUGAUGCUAUGACAUCUGAAUCAAGUUCUGUAAAAUCAACUAAAACAACUGGAAUGUUCACGACAAGCUUUGCAACAGGAACUGCAAAUCCUGAAUCAUCGGCCACAAACCCCAUGACCACAGUGACACUACCUAAAAUAUCAACCACAGCUCUGUAUCAUCAAUAACAAGCCCUGUAACAUCAACGACAAAGCUUGAAACAUUGACCACAAAUUCUGCAACACUGACUAUAAACCCUGUAACACCAACCUCUCUCCCAGACACAUCCAUAUUAAGUCCUGUAACAUCAUCUACAACGUUCAUGA